Molecule: messenger RNA, 810 nt
Organism: Penaeus indicus
Lineage: Eukaryota; Metazoa; Arthropoda; Malacostraca; Decapoda; Penaeidae
Exons: 3
Coding region: 2-484 (160 amino acids)
Source: RefSeq, a predicted model, not a curated record
AAUGAAGGGUUUGGUGCUGUCCUUGGCGCUCUGCGUCCUUGCUGCCACAAGCGUGUCAGCUCGCGAGGACGACAACCUCCGCAUCCUCGCCAAGUACACCACGACCUCGGCGAUUGUCCUAAGCACCUUGACGAGUACGGUGCCUUAUACGUGCUACAAUAACCUCAACAGCCAGAUCUGUCUUGGGAGGAGACUUCGCCGGCUUGUCAAGAUGGAGGAUCUUGAAGCUGAGAAUCCGGAAUCCAUGUCCCUGGACGGGUCCCAGGGCGAUUCGGUCGCAGAGCUGGAUGAGCUGGAGCGCGACGUCCGAUCUGCCGGUGACGAGGACGACGAGAGCGCGAGGGAAGGGCGCCUGGCACUCAUAGUGUGGACGACCAGCUCCUCCACCUACACUAUCACCUCGAAGACCACCAACUCGUCCACGACCUUCUCGCUCUCCUACUACUGCACGGCCGUCGGCGCCCCGAUGGCUCCCGCCUGCUGAGCGCCCCCGCCCAAUCUGCAGACGAGCGCUGCGGAGUGGCACUCGCGCCCGCCCACUCCUCUCUCUCUCUCGUUGUCCCUGCCUCUCUUGAUCUCUUCUUCGUUCGAUUUCUUUCUUUCUCUUUCUCCCUUAAAUUUUUUUCUCUCUCUCUCGCGUGGAUGAAAUGAUGCUGUUUCUUACUGUAUUAUUUUCGUCUUUGUUUUUACCAUGCUGCUCUGUUUGUUCUUUAACCCAUUUCUGAGGAGUGGCGAUUUGUUUGACAAUGAGUUGUUUUUAUUUAUUAUCGCAAGGGUCAUAUUUGUAAAUAAACGCACACUAUUUUCGUA